Messenger RNA from Girardinichthys multiradiatus, 3770 nucleotides. It is a transcript of the gene slc41a2a, whose product is annotated as solute carrier family 41 member 2a. NCBI's taxonomy places the organism in Eukaryota, Metazoa, Chordata, Actinopteri, Cyprinodontiformes, Goodeidae. Gene Ontology annotation, biological process: monoatomic cation transport. Bases 1296 to 2822 code for a protein of 508 amino acids. Gene Ontology annotation, cellular component: plasma membrane. Gene Ontology annotation, molecular function: monoatomic cation transmembrane transporter activity. The transcript is spliced from 10 exons. The record is from RefSeq and is a predicted model, not a curated record.
ACAUGGAAAGAUCUCAACUCAUUUUGACAAAACAAAGAAUAGAAAAAGAAUUAAAUACGGAUUCAUUUGUCCCAUCAUUGGGUAACGACUGCUGGAGACUGGGAAAGCUCAAAGCUAUUUUGUGUGUUAAACAUUCUACAGUUAAAUGAUGAUGAACAGAUUUCAUUUGUUUAAACAAAACUCAUGAGAAAUCCUCUUGAAACUGAAAGUUCAGUGCAGCUUUAAUUAAGCUAAAAACAAAACAAAACAGUGAGACAACCCCAGGAUUGGCAAAAUUUGUCUCGGGAGACCUUUCCUUAUAUACCUGUAAAGGAACAGUAGGCCUUUCCUUUUCUGUUGUAAUCAUUAAUGUGUCGUUAUUGAUCAGGAUAAAAAACAUAACAGUGUAUUUCCCAUCUCCUUUCUGUUUUUUUUAAAAAGAACUAUAGGGUGAUGCCCCCAGUUACCUGACUUCACAGAAUAUGCACAGAUUGUUUAACCAUAGAAGAAGAUUUACACACUUGUAUACAGCGCUCAGGUUGUAUAUUCAGGUUUUCUCACGAGUUUCCAGGAAAAUGCUCUCUACACCAUUUAGUGAACUGUUUUAUCUAAACGCUCUUCGUAUUCAGUUUAUAUGUCUUUUCAUAAUGGCAUUUAAGGUUGGAAGCUAACUUAUGAAACAGAUGCUGAAUCAAACCAGAGACUGAUUCCUGUUGGGUCCGGUGGUAAGAAAAGCCAGUAUUUUAUUCAUAAGAUCAACUUAAAAAACUCAAUAAGAUGUAAUUGCACAUACAUCAGCUGGUUACAGACAAAGUUUGUUUUUAUUACACAAAAAAGGAAUCUGCAAUGCAACUGUUUCUGUUAUCUUGACCUGAUUUCAUGACAUGAUACUUAUACUCAUAUAUGACCUUUCCUAUAACCUCUGGGGUUAUUAAAGUCACAACCAAUAAAGGCUGAUAUUGUAUUCAUACAGCCAAAAAGGUCAAAGCAGCAAAAAGGUCAUCAUCCAACAAACUUGUUUGAAUUUUGUCAUUAUGUCACCAGUUUCCCUGCUAAUACCCUAAGUCUCCCCAUACUUUGUGAUACAAGACUUUAAAACAAAUUACUUUCUGUGAUGUUUUUCUAACAGGAAACAUUUUUGAGUUGUCCACAAAAAGACAUUUUGUAGUUAGUAGUGAGACUUCAUCUGAGUCUGAGUGCCAACAAAUGGCCUUCCAUUAUUCUAAUAGCUGUCUCAUUUUGCAUGCAUUUUCCAGGGUCCUAAAUCAUUACCCAGAGCAGCACAAGAGACAUUCUUCUGAAACAAACUUUUCAUCAUGGUUGUCCCAAAGUUACCAGAUAAAACGUUGUUCCGAAGCAGCCGUUUGGGACCACACAGCAGCCAGCACUACGGUUCAGUCCCAGCCUUCUCCCAGUUAUCUGGAAGUCUAAAGGAUUGCAGCUCUCAUGGAAGUUUAUCUCUCAGCAACAACAGUUUGGAGGAUGAGUCUCAGGAGUGCAGUGAGUCAGAUCCUCUACUAUCCAAUGAGCUCCGGAAUGGAUCCAGGUUCAGCAGAUCCAUGGGAGCAAAAGAUACAGAAGGUUCAAAUAGACCCACAGAAUCGUUUUGUUCCAUGGUGCUGCAGAUUCUGGUACCGUUUGUCCUGGCCGGACUCGGGACGGUUUCUGCUGGGAUGCUGCUUGAUGUUGUGCAGAGCUGGGAUGUGUUCCAGGAGAUCACUGAGCUCUUCAUUCUGGUUCCGGCUGUUUUAGGCAUGAAGGGGAACCUGGAAAUGACUCUGGCAUCUAGAUUGUCCACUGCUGUUAAUGCUGGAAAAAUAGAAUCUACUAGAGAAAGGUGGAUGCUGAUUGGUGGAAACCUUGCGCUCAAACAGUUCCAAGCCACAGUUCUGGGACUGUUGGCUUGUCUUAUGGCGACUCUGUUGGGCUGGAUGGCAGAUGGACAGAUGCCCUUUAGCCACAUAGUACUCCUCUGUUCAACCAGUCUUUCUACUGUUUUCAUGGCAUCACUGCUACAGGGCAUCGUUGUGGUGGGGGUGAUCAUUGGCUCCAAGCGAAUGGGGAUCAAUCCUGAUAAUGUGGCCACGCCCCUGGCAGCCAGUUUUGGUGAUCUCAUCACGCUUGCUUUGUUGGCGUGCUUCAGUCAAUGGUUCUAUUCCUUUAUGGAGCUUUAUCCGUACAUAUUGUACCUGGUGGAUCUUUUGUAUUUGUGUCUGAUACCUGUCUGGAUGGUGGUCUCUUCCAAACAUCCAGCCAGUCAAAUCCUGCUCCGUACAGGCUGGGAGCCAAUCAUCACAGCAAUGGUCAUCAGCAGUAUUGGAGGGCUUAUUCUGGACAAGACUGUAUCAGACCCAAACUUAAUUGGAAUUGUAGUUUAUGCACCUGUCAUAAAUGGUGUGGGAGGGAACCUGGUUUCCAUACAGUCUAGCCGCAUUUCAACUCAUCUGCAUUUGAAUUACUCGCCUGGAGAGCUUCCUGAGGAUCCCAGAAGCUGCUUCAACCCCUGCUACACUUUCUUUGGUUCAGGUGCAAACCAUCGAUCUGCUCAGGUUCUGCUCCUUUUGGUUCUACCUGGCCAGCUAAUCUUUCUACACAUUAUUCAUGUGAUGAAAGGAGGCCUCACACUGCCCAGUCCUCUCUUCACUGUGUUCUUCCUAUCUGCUUCUUUGAUCCAGGUCUUCUUCCUGCUGUGUAUGGCUGACUGCAUGGUCCACUGUCUAUGGAGGAGGGGCAAAGACCCCGAUAGUUACUCAAUACCCUACCUCACAGCCCUAGGAGAUCUUGUGGGGACUGCUCUCCUCUCUCUUGCUUUCGUUGUGCUCUGGUGUAUUGGUGACCCAUGAAAUGUAUGAAUUCAAGAUGAUAACAAAACAAUGAUAAGCAGAGGUAAAGACAAAGAAUAGCAUAAUCAUAGUUCAUAGUGAUAAAACGGAAAAUAUGAGAUCAAAGAUACAGUAGUGUUUCUAUCAAAGCAAGUUGCUGUUUUAAAAAGUUUGAAAACAUAUGAAAUUUCAUUUUAUUAUUUUCCACGUCUAGAGAAAUAUAAAAAGCCCAGACUUUAAUGCCUUAUUCCAGUAUUUUAAAUAUAAUGAUCAGAUUUUUUGAAAGACAAACAUUUUCAGCAUUAGUUUAUAUUUAAAUUUUCUUUUAGCAUCACAACUGUUGCAUUUGUCAAAUUUAACCACUUUGUUUUUUUGAGUUGCUGACAGCAAACUAAUGGAUCAAUCUACAGUCAUUGAAAAAUGAAAAAACAAAAGUACAAUUAUUAACAUUUUUGAGCUCUAGACCCUCUUUGGUCAGAACCUGCGGUUCAAAGGAUGAAACCCCUGAUUUUAUUUUUACAAACAACAUAAAAGCAUCACAGACACAAACUGUGCUGUAAGGAAUCUGCAUUCAUUGUACGAUAAUCCAGCCCAGAUUUGAAUGACAUUAUGGGUUGAGGUUGUGUAGGACCAAAGUGCAAGCAGGAGCGUUGGAGCCACAUGGUAAGUUAAAGUUAUUUAAUAAGAAUAGAAAGGAAAACUUACACAGAGACGUAGGGCACUAUAGAAGAAUUUUAUGAUUACCUAUGUUUGUUUAUCCUUAAUAUUCUUAGAAAAUGUUUGUCAGUAAGAGUUAGGCUUAAAUGCAGCCUCUGUGUGACAAUUGGGGACCUAGGGGCUAUAUUGAAAGUUGUCUGGGCAGAAAAGUAAGUCAGUUGGGAGUGUAUGGAACGCCAAAGUGUUCAAAAUUAAGUAAAUAAAUGAAACAUUGUGAAAUAAGUAUCUACAUCAAUAAAUAAUAGAAAAUGA